Molecule: messenger RNA, 3469 nt
Organism: Rhododendron vialii
Lineage: Eukaryota; Viridiplantae; Streptophyta; Magnoliopsida; Ericales; Ericaceae
Product: receptor protein kinase TMK1-like
Exons: 2
Coding region: 352-3219 (955 amino acids)
Biological process (GO): protein phosphorylation
Molecular function (GO): protein kinase activity; ATP binding; protein binding
Source: RefSeq, a predicted model, not a curated record
ACCCUUUUCUCCUUCUCCUCCCCUCCAGGCCUCCAUGCCAAAAAAACAUCCUCCCUCUCCACCCCACCCCACACGCGAUAAAAAGCCCCCACCCCUUUUCUCACUCCAAAAUCAAAUCACUCACUCACUCUCUCUCUCUCCACAUUCUUUCUUCUUUUCUCCCUCUAUCCCCGCCGCGUCUCCUGCCAAAAUUCUCGAAAACCCUUUUUCCAACUUCACCCCAAAAAAUUCACAUCUUUCCACCGCCUCCUCCCCACAAAAAUGCCCCCAACUUGAGAGAGAGAGAGAGAGAGAGAGAGAAGAACCCCAGAUAAAAGGGUUUUUUCUGCUGAUUUUCCCUCGCUUUCUCGGAUGAUUUUCCCUCACUUUCUCGAGAAAAUGCGGAACAACCCCCUCCUCUUCCUCCUCCUCCUCUCUCUCCUCUCCCCACUCUCCGUCCACUCCCAGACCGCCUCACCAGCCGACGCCUCAGUAAUGCAAGACUUGAAAAAAAGCCUCGACUCGACGAGUUCCCUCAACUGGACCGACCCGAACCCCUGCAACUGGCCCCACGUCGGCUGCGCCAACGACGGCCGAAUCACCCGGAUCCAAAUCGGCCACUUGAACCUCCAGGGCUCCCUCCCAGCCUCCCUCUCCGCCCUCGCCUCCCUGACCCGGUUCGAGGCCAUGUUCAACCAGCUCACCGGCCCGGUCCCCUCCCUCUCCGGCCUGACCUCCCUCCAGUUCGUCCUCCUCAACAACAACAACUUCACCUCCUUCCCGCCCGGCUUCUUCGCCGGCUUAACCAACCUCCAGCAAAUCUACAUCGAUUACAACCCUUUCGCCGCCUGGGAAUUGCCCGCCGCUCUCCUGAACGCCUCGUCUCUCCAAGUCCUCUCCGCCACGUCGGCCAACAUCACCGGACCCGUACCCGACUUCAUCGGGUCCCUAUCGAGUCUCACCACUCUCCACUUGGCCUUCAACAGCCUCUCGGGUCCGUUACCCGGGUCCUUCGCGGGCUCCUCGGUGCAGUCCCUGUGGCUGAACGGGCAGCGUAGCAGCUCCAACCUGAACGGGUCGUUAUCCGUUUUGCAGAACAUGACUUACUUGACCGAGGCGUGGCUCCACGGUAACUCCUUUACUGGUCCUUUGCCGGAUUUUUCGUUAACCACUAUGUUGCAGAACCUUAGCGUGAGAGAUAACCAGAUUACCGGCCCGGUGCCGGAAACCCUGACGAGUCUAGCUUCGCUUAGGGUUGUGAACUUGACCAAUAACUUGUUGCAAGGCCCGAGCCCGAGGUUCGGGCCGUCGGUCGCGGUUGACAUUAGAGGGACUAAUAGCUUCUGCUUGGACGAGGCUGGAGUAGGUUGUGAUCCCCGUGUUGAUGCCCUGCUUUCGGUCGCACAGGCGGUGGGGUAUCCAGCGCGUUUCGCGUUGUAUUGGAAAGGGAACGAUCCUUGCAAUCCGCCGUGGCCGGGGAUCAGUUGUUCUGCCAAUGGGAACAUUACUGUUUUGAAUUUUCAGAAGAUGGAGCUUUCGGGUACGAUUUCUCCAAAUUUCUUGGAGUUUGCUUCGUUGCAAGUACUGAAUCUAGCUGGUAAUGAUCUCACGGGGACUAUCCCAAAUCAGCUGACUACGUUGGCUAAUCUUACAGUACUUGAUGUGUCGAAUAAUAAUCUCUAUGGUAAAAUCCCAUUGUUUAGGAGUAAUGUGCUUGUGAAAACUGACGGGAAUUCUGAUAUUGGGAAGGAUAGUGGCAGUCCACCGGCGGGGACGCCCGGUAGUCCAUCCGGGAGUAGUCCCGAUACACCCUCGACCAGUGGUGGUGGUAGGAAUAAGUCUUCCAGCGGUGUGGUGGUUGGUUCUGUGAUUGGCGGUGUUUGUGCGGUUUUAGCAGUUGGAGUUGGAGUGUUUUGCGUUUACAGGGCUAAACGAAAGCAUGCCGGUAGAGUUCAGAGUCCGAAUGAGAUGGUGAUUCACCCCCGCCUGUCGGGAUCGGAAAACGACGGUGUUAAGAUCACUAUUGCCAAUUCAGGUGUUAAUGGUGGGGCUAGGAGUGAAUCAAAUUAUAGUCAUGGAAGUAGUGGAACCGGACCUGGUGACAUUCAUGUUAUUGAAACAGGAAGCAUGGUGAUCUCAAUUCAAGUGUUGAAAAAUGUGACUAACAAUUUCAGCGCAGAGAAUGUGUUGGGAAGAGGUGGGUUUGGGACUGUUUACAAAGGGGAGUUGCACGAUGGGACUAAAAUUGCAGUUAAGAGGAUGGAGUCAGGAGUGGUGACCGAAAAGGGUCUAGAUGAGUUCAAGUCUGAAAUAGCUGUUUUAACCAAGGUGCGACAUCGGCAUUUGGUUGGUCUUCUAGGUUAUUGCUUGGAUGGAAAUGAGAGGCUACUUGUUUAUGAGUAUAUGCCUCAAGGGACUCUUAGUAGGUUCCUUUUUCACUGGAAGGAGGAAGGGUUGAAACCUCUCGAGUGGUCGAAGAGAUUGACCAUUGCCCUUGAUGUGGCCAGAGGUGUUGAGUAUUUACAUGGUUUGGCUCAUCAGAGUUUUAUUCAUAGGGAUCUUAAACCGUCUAAUAUUCUUUUGGGAGAUGAUAUGCGUGCUAAAGUUGCAGAUUUUGGACUUGUUCGCCUUGCACCAGACGGCAAAGUUUCAGUUGUAACAAGAUUAGCAGGAACUUUUGGGUAUCUUGCACCAGAAUAUGCAGUGACGGGACGAGUAACAACCAAGGUUGAUGUGUUCAGCUUCGGAGUGAUUCUAAUGGAGAUAAUUACUGGGAGGAAAGCACUCGACGAGACUCAACAGGAAGAAAGUGUUCACCUCGUGACAUGGUUCCGUAGAAUGCACAUCAACAAGGAAACCUUCCGCAAGGCCAUUGACCCAACCCUCAAUCUUGAUGAUGAGGAAACCCUUAAGAGUGUCGGCACCGUUGCUGAGCUGGCAGGCCAUUGCUGUGCUCGGGAGCCCUCCCAGAGGCCUGACAUGGGCCACGCGGUUAACGUCCUCUCGUCCCUCACGGAGCUCUGGAAACCGUCUGAUCUCGAGACGGAAGAUAUGUAUGCAAUCGACUUCGACAUGACUUUGCCGCAGGCAGUGAAGAAGUGGCAGGCUCUCGAAGGCACAAGCGGGGUUGAAAGUUCUGCUUCUUCGUCUUUUCUUGGUAGUGGGGAAAAUACCCAGACCAGUAUACCGACUCGGCCAUCUGGGUUUGCCGAUUCGUUUACUUCUGCAGAUGGGAGGUGAGAACUGAGAAUACCUGAAGAAACAAAAUUGCCAGAGAGCCAGGGUACGAUUGAUGAUUUGCUAUGGAGAGGUUGGCAUUGUUCAUUCUUUAAUGCUGCUUAACUUCUUUCUUUUCUCAUUGUUUGCUGUAAGGUUUGCUCCCCUUUUUCCUGAAGAUGGUUCCUUUGUUGCUGGUUUGAAGUCUGAACAGCCUUUAACUUCCCUUGUUUUUGUUUUAAGAAGUUUUGGAAAUGCAAAUAUUUAUUUGAAA